Colletotrichum navitas is the source of this 3307-nucleotide messenger RNA. Its product is annotated as tat pathway signal sequence. The record is from RefSeq and is a predicted model, not a curated record. Lineage: Eukaryota; Fungi; Ascomycota; Sordariomycetes; Glomerellales; Glomerellaceae. The transcript is spliced from 6 exons. Bases 1 to 2922 code for a protein of 973 amino acids.
AUGGCGAAGGAGAGUCUUGUCGCCAUCAAGAAAGAACCCUACGACAGCUCCAAUACUAUUUCCCAGGUGAUUCCCGAGACCAUGAAGGCAGCACAGGUGGAGACCCGCUUCGUAGCAAUCAGUGACCUUCACUAUGUAGACGACACCGUCAUCUUGGAGCGAGCAGUCGAGGCAGGCGUGCAGCUGGCCCGCGAACUUGCUCCUUUGGUCUUCGAGCUCGCCUCGAUGAAGAAACUGUCGACUGCUCGGAAGGACGAUGGACUUCGAUGGAAGAAGAGCAUCGAGGAGAUUAUCGCUUUGGCCGAACCAACUCGGACCACGAUCGGAGUCGUCGGUGCCACGGGGUCUGGCAAGAGCUCGUUAGUGAACGCCCUCCUCGUCGAAGAGAAACUGUUGCCGACUAGCUGCGCCAGAGCUUGUACCGCAUGGGUCACUGAAGUCUCUUACAAUUACAGUGACGACGAAAGCAAGGCCUACAGGGCGGAAAUCGAGUUCGUGACAGGAGAAGAGUGGCAGCGCGAGAUGGGCCCUUGGCUCCAGUCUAUGAAGGAUGAAAUUGCCUCCGGGUCGUCUGACUACUCGAGCCCCGGCACCGAGGCAGGGAUGAUGCUCUCGAAACUCGCGGCCGUCUAUCCCGGCCUCACGACGGAGACGAUCGCAGCAUAUGACUGUAACGUCUUGAUGGAGAACACCGAGAUCCAGAAGAUCCUCGGCAGAACUAUCAGCCUCGCCGACGUCUCUGCCAAGGGGCUAUCCGAUCAGAUGCAACCUUACAUCGGCAGGAAGGCAGACACGACAGAGGGGGGUGGUAUGAACCCUUGGCCCCUGAUCAAGGUGGUACGAGUCUUCGUGAAAGCCGCGGCUCUCUCAACCGGAGCUGUUAUUGUCGAUCUGCCCGGAGUCCAUGAUUCGAACGCCGCGCGAGCGGCAAUCUCAACCAACUACAUGAAGGACUGCUCCGGCAUCUGGAUUGUCGCUCCGAUAGUGAGAGCCGUGGACGACGAAUCCGCCAAAAACCUGCUGGGGGAGUCGUUCCGGCAACAAUUGGUACUGGACAACAAAUACUCAGCCAUCAGCAUCAUCUGCUCCAAGACUGACGACAUCAACGUGGACGAGGUAGCUCGCGAACUCGCCUUGACUGCUGACCUGGAACAGAACCUUUCCAAAAUAUCCUCUCUUACCGACGAGAUCCCGGUGCUAGAAGAGGAACUGAAAGCACUCAAAGAACAGAAACGCAAAGACGCAGAGAUACUAGACGAGUGCCGCGACCGGCUGGAUGACUGGGAGAACGCUCUACGCCAGAUCCAAGAAGGCCAGCCCCUUGGCGUGGCGGUGGAAAAUCUGGCCAAGAGAAAGCGUUCCUACGACAAUUACAGCAUUGUGGGCUCUUCUGUCGACACAGGCGUCGGUAACAACCCCUUGAGCAAGGGCCAAAUUGAGGAGCACAUACAUAACCUGAGGCGUCAGGCCCAAGACCUCCGUGACCGAUGCCGAAAGACCACAGCGUUGGCGAAGGAUCAUGAAGAGAAGCUGGAGUCGAAAGUGCAGGAGAAGAAGUCGCUCCAGGACUCCAUCAAGGGAUCCUGCAUAAGGAAGCGGAACUCGACAACUACGCAAAGCAUCAAACAGGACUUUGUGGAUGGCUACAAGGAACUCAAAGAGGAGAGCGCCUCGGACGACAAUGAUGUCUUCUUGAAGGACGAAGCGCCUCCCCCAGACUACGAGAAGAUCAAGGCCAACCUGCCCGUGUUCUGCAUCAGCAGCCGGACCUACCAGAAGCUCAACGGCAUGAUGCAGAACGAAGACAUCAGCACCAGCGGCUACAAAGACGUCGACGACACGGGUAUACCGGGCCUCCAGGCCCACGCACAGAAGCUCACAGAGGCUGGCAGGCACGCACGAUGUCGACGGGUCAUCACCAAACUGCACACCCUGCUCACAUCCAUCGCGUGCUGGGUGGCGGGCACCGACCUCGAGCGGGCCGGCUUCGACGCCAAAAAGGUCGAGGACCAUCUUAGGGCGGAGGCCAGAAAGCUCCGAACGAACUGGACAAUCACGCGAGAGACUUUCUGCCAGGGCCUCCACGACAUUCUUCAGAAUUCCGUCUAUGGUGCUGCCAACGCCCUGGUUGCCAAGGCGGAAGACAAGGCGCUACCCCUCGCCGCCGCUUGGUUCGAACCCCCAAAGGCCGGAGGCUUUGCCCUCCAGACGCUCAAAUCGAUCUGCAGGAAGAGCGGAAUCCACAGUGCCCGCGGCCGUCCUACCAUCGCCCUACACCAUCAGCUCGCCCAGCCGAUCCAGUCCGCCAUGAGACGGGACUGGGAGGCCGCCUUCGAGCGCGCCAUACCGUGCAUCCUCCAGAGCUUCGUCGGCGGGCUGGUGAACCACCAAGAUGAUUUCCACCGCGCCGUCGAGAAGCGGUAUAAACCCAACGGCAACAUGGACAUGUCCCUGGAUCUCCUCAACAACAUUAACGCGGCGUCCAAGGGGAAGCCUGUGGCUCUCAUGUGGCGCGUCAACGACGUCAUCAACGCCAUAAAAAACGAGGCCUCCCGCGCCAUGCUUCAGCCGAUCGAAGAUGCCAUGAGCCCGAUUUACAAGAAAUGCUUACAAGUGCAAGGUAGCGGCAGUAAAGCGGCCAUGGAGAUGCUGGUCAAGAACCACAUCGGAAACAUCAAGAGGACCGUCUUUCGCACGUCUGUCGGGGCGAUGCAUGGCCAUCUCCGGGACAUGGAAAGACUCGUCGCGGGCCGGCUGGAGGUUCGCGUGGACGAGAUGAGCGACAGCAUCUUGCGGGAUUACUCGAACGCUCUGCUUUCUGGCAACCAGAAAGCCGAGUUGUCCCCCAAAGAGAUGGAGCUCAAAGAAGCGCUGACUAUCGUCCUGAACAGCGCCGAAGCUCGAUUCCGGAGGGACGAGUAAGCGGACGGCCCUGGUGAUGGGCAGUUGGAUGGUUACUCUUGGGGGAUUGGUUGCGUAAGCACAGCGUUGCUCGUUGCUUUGCUUUCCUCUGCUUUCUUUACAUUGCGUUUGGUUCGUUCUCAUUGGGUGGCAUAUAGUCCCGGGGUGCAAAGCAGCCGCGGGAAUCAAAGACAGACAGACAGACGGUAGAUCAUAGAUGGAUAGACAGCAGUUCGGCUCUGCUCUAGCAUUGCUUUUUGACAUACGAAUCAAGACUGGAUUCAGCUCUUGAUCGACUCGUUUUUUUACGCUAGUUAUGUAACGGUCAGACUGGUGGAAAGAGAAAAAAGUUGAAAAAGUAGAAGAACCCGAAGAAUGGCUUUGCCAAUCGCGGUGAGGAUUUGAG